This is a messenger RNA of Hemibagrus wyckioides, 2094 nucleotides long. It is a transcript of the gene cxcr3.2, whose product is annotated as chemokine (C-X-C motif) receptor 3, tandem duplicate 2. Gene Ontology annotation, molecular function: chemokine receptor activity. The transcript has 2 exons. Bases 94 to 1212 code for a protein of 372 amino acids. The record is from RefSeq and is a predicted model, not a curated record. Lineage: Eukaryota; Metazoa; Chordata; Actinopteri; Siluriformes; Bagridae. Gene Ontology annotation, biological process: chemotaxis; G protein-coupled receptor signaling pathway; immune response. Gene Ontology annotation, cellular component: membrane.
CUUUUCACCACUCUUUUGUGUAAUAUGUGCUGAACAGACAGAACGACAGCAGAGACAGUGAGACCACUUUUGACUUUUGUUGAUUGUCUAGACAUGGUGACAUUUACAACUCUUGCAGACGAUAGUUACUCGUCAGAUUAUGACUACAGUUAUGAACCAGAUACAGCACCCUGCGAAGUAAAUGAAACAUUCCGUUUCUUUGAUAAAUUUGCCCCUGCAGCCUACAUUGUGAUCUUCAUCCUGGCUCUACUGGGUAACAUGCUAGUGCUGUUUGUAAUCCGCCGUUAUCGUCAGUCCCGCCACAGUCCAUGCUCCUUCUCGCUGACUGACACGUUCCUGCUCCACCUGGCGAUCUCUGACCUUCUGCUAGCCUUGACACUGCCCCUCUUUGCCUUCCAGUGGAUCUAUGGGUGGGUGUUCUCAGUAGGCAUAUGUAAGGUGGCAGGUGCACUCUUUUCACUGAAUAUUUACUGCGGCGUUCUCUUCCUUGCGUGCAUCAGCUUUGAUCGCUACUUGGCCAUUGUCCAUGUCGUCCAAACCAGCUGGAGGCAAAACACGUGCCUGGCUCAAUUAGCCUGUGCAAUGAUCUGGUGCUGCUGCAUCGCUCUUGCUGUUAUUGACAUCCAUUUCCGAAAUGUUACAGUGCUACCUGGCUUUACUCUUAAAGUGUGCCAUGUAGUAUUCGACAAAGAAAGUUCUGCACAAUGGCACCUUGGCAUGCAGCUCCUCAGCAUGUUGCUAGGCUUUGGCCUCCCGCUACUAAUAAUGCUCUACUGCUACAUACGCAUUUUCCACACAUUGUGCCACAAAAGCACACGCAGGCAGAAGCGACGCUCUCUCAAGCUCAUCAUCUCCCUAGUGGUUGUGUUUGUGCUUUGCUGGGCACCAUACAACAUCUUGAAAUUGGUUGACAGCCUGUUAAUACUGGAUAUAUUGAGCCCCAGCUGCACGCUGAACUACGUGCUUGAUAUCAGCAUCCUGGUGACAGAAAGCAUGGGACUGGCUCACAGUGCCCUCAACCCACUCCUAUAUGGCUUUGUUGGAGUCAAGUUCCGCCAUGAGCUUUUCCGUAUGUUCAAGUCAGCUCUGAGUUAUGCUUGGUGCUUCAGGAUGACCAGUCAGGUGCAGAGUCAUGGACUGAGUCGCAGGACAACAGGUUCCUUCAGCUCUGUAGAGAGUGAGAACACCUCCUACUUCUCAGUUGUGGCAUAAGUAAAGUGAUUGCUGAGGAUUUCUUUUUGUUUCGCUUGUUUUCAUUUCAUUUGAAAGUGAAAAAAAAUGAACCUAUUAUUUGUAAAAACUUAUUUUCAUAAUCCCAAUAUUAUACUUUAAAUUUGUUAUAUAAACAAGUUUUGCAUUUUCUACAUUUUUAAACUGUAUAAUUAACUUUUCAUCUUUCUUCCUUUUUUAAAUCCCUUUCAUUAGAAAAUAGAUAUGUUUCAUGUUUUACUGAUAGUUAAAUAUGUAUAAAUACAACUGCUAAAGAAACUGCUGUCUUAAGUAGGAAGUGAAACUCAUUAGAAUUUUCUCUCUUCUUUUUCUCCUAAGCAUGUUUCCAAUCAAUUUAUAAAGAAGCUUAUUCAUCAGUUCUGUUCAUAGUUCCCCCCCCCUUUUUUUUUUAAAAAAAAAGAGGUGCUUAUACAUUUCACUGGCGCAUGCAAGUCUCACUAAAAACUGCAGAAUAUUACCAUUAUGUUUUGGAUGAUAGAUUCUCAAAUUUUAACUCUAUUAAUGCACCAGCUGAUAUGGGUUUGAAUUAUGGGUGGUGAUGGCAAUAAAAAAGGACUGAUUUCCUGUCAUGAUAUAGAUGAUCAUUUACUACACAUACUAUAUUCUAUAAUACAUUUAUCAUAUACUAUACUCUACUGUUUAUGAUUCUGUGUUUUUCCUUCUUUUCAUUUUGCCCGCCUGCUUUGAUGUAUAUCCUGUUGUCAGCCAUUUUCUACACAGGACGUCAAAACAAGUAUACAUUUUACAAGUAUACAUGUUUAAGUAUACAUUUUCUAUUAUAUGUUUAUUUCACAAGAACAAGUCUGAUGUAUUAUGAUUGCGGGUAAAGCACAGGAAUAAGCUUUAGAGCUAUGCUUUUUUUUU